Cyprinus carpio (common carp) is the source of this 593-nucleotide messenger RNA. Its product is annotated as histone H4. The record is from RefSeq and is a predicted model, not a curated record. Gene Ontology annotation, molecular function: DNA binding; structural constituent of chromatin; protein heterodimerization activity. Gene Ontology annotation, biological process: nucleosome assembly. The coding region runs from base 49 to 516 and encodes 155 amino acids. Gene Ontology annotation, cellular component: nucleosome. NCBI's taxonomy places the organism in Eukaryota, Metazoa, Chordata, Actinopteri, Cypriniformes, Cyprinidae. The transcript has a single exon.
CUUUCAUAUCUUCUGUUGUACAAAGAAGAAUAUUGAAGGUCUGUAAUAAUGUCUGGAAGAGGUAAAGGCGGUAAAGGACUCGGGAAAGGAGGCGCUAAGCGUCAUCGUAAGGUUCUGCGGGAUAACAUCCAGGGCAUCACCAAACCCGCCAUCCGUCGUCUCGCUCGCCGCGGUGGAGUCAAGCGUAUCUCCGGUCUGAUCGACGAGGAGACCCGCGGUGUGCUGAAGGUGUUCCUGGAGAACGUGAUCCGCGAUGCUGUGACCUACACCGAGCACGCCAAGAGAAAGGACCGUCACCGCCAUGGACGUCGUGUACGCGCUGAAACGACAGGGACGCACUCUGUACGGCUUCGGAGGAUAAACACAUCACUGUUAUCAAGAAAACCCCCAAAGGCUCUUUUAAGAGCCACCCACAUUUUCAAAAAGAGUGUAUUUCAUAAUAAUUUGUUAGUUAAUAAUUUUAUAUGCACACGUAAUCUGAACCUGCUGUUAAAAAUAUUAAGUGAGGUUAUAUGAGACUAGUAAACCAAUUCUCAGAUAACUGCUAUGAUGGCUUUGUUUCACCUACUUAAAUACUUGCGCUGUACAAUCUA